AUGGAUUCUGCAGCCAGAGUUAUGGGAAAGGAUUGUUCGGGCGGGAUCUUCAGUGCGACAUGCUUGAAAAUUGAAGCUAUAACUCUUCUAGAAAAACUGAACUCGAAGGAGGAAGUGCAACUGUUACCUGGAGUGAGUGUAGUUAAGGAGGAGGUAAAAGAAAAUGCAAGUAAAGCUGAGGAGUUCGCGGCGGAAUUAGCGAGAGCUUUACCUUCGAAACCCGACGAAAGACUGGAUAAAUACCUUCUGUACAGACUGGGAAAUUAUUUGGAUACGCAUUCUGUUAAGCUGAGGCUUUUAGAUGAAAGCACGAGCAAGGAAGCUAGGGCUUUGAUGAGUGAAGCUAGAGGUAAAGGAGGUCUUGGCGGAGGCGGAGGCAAGAAAGGCGGUCUAGGUGGACUUGUUGCUGCUGCAGUUAUGAUGAAAGGAACUCUCCUCUCCAUGGGUAUGGGAGGCCUCGCAAUGUUAGCAGGGAAGGCUCUUAUGACUGCUCUAAUGUCCCUGCUUUUAUCUGCUAUCAUCGGCCUCAAGUCUCUCUCAGGAGGACAAAAGUCCACAACGUAUGAAAUCGUAUCCAAGCCGAUCUACAGUCACUCACACUCUCACUCUACCGCUCAUGAAGACGUAGGGGGUUAUGGACACUCAGGUUAUGGAAGGAGUCUCAAAACUCGAAGACGUUAA
Messenger RNA from Parnassius apollo (apollo), 681 nucleotides. Lineage: Eukaryota; Metazoa; Arthropoda; Insecta; Lepidoptera; Papilionidae. The record is from the annotation of a GenBank genome assembly.